Thlaspi arvense is the source of this 1356-nucleotide messenger RNA. The record is from the annotation of a GenBank genome assembly. Lineage: Eukaryota; Viridiplantae; Streptophyta; Magnoliopsida; Brassicales; Brassicaceae.
AUGGAGAUUAGGGAUGACUACAAAUUCCUGAGAAUCGAAGACGCUUUCAAGGCAUUGCACCUCCAUGUUAACCUCAUUGGAGUCAUCGUCGAGUUAGAUUGUUCAUGUACUUUGAAAAUCGUCGAUCCAUGGCAUUCAGGAUCUGGCCUUCCCGUUAAGUUCAUCGCUCGUACCAUUCGGGGGCUUCCUCGGGUUGAAUCGAUUGGGGAUAUAGUUUUGCUUUCACGUGUAAAGAUUGUGCUAGUUAACCGGAAAAUCACCGCUCUCUGCAAUGAAUCAUCUUCAUCGUUUGCUCUAGUCAACGGAAAACAUGACGAGGAUUUUAUACCAUACCAGUCGUCACCUAAGUUUCAGAUGAGAGAGCAGGAUAAGAACUUCUUAUCAAAUCUGAGAGAAUGGAUGAUAACUUACGAUUUCGAAGAUGGGUCAUGCUGUUUCACAUCCCUGAAAGAUAUCACAGAAGGGGAAUAUUGGAACCUAUCUUGCCAGAUUGCUCACAUUUGCAAGGACGAGAAAGAUAGGUGGUACAUCUUUGUUUGGGAUGGAACUGAGAUGCCACCGUGCAAUAUCGUGGUAAAGUCCGAAAGGCUUCCUCUAUGUGUCGAACCAGAGAUGCUGCCUACACAUGUGUUACGCAAGUUUCCUACUUUUGGUUCCGUUUUGAGGAUCAUAGUAGAGAAAGUUGGUGAGAAGCAGGCCAUUCACUGUCUUCAACCUGGUCAACACGUGAAGUUUCUGAACCUUUUCUUCCAAGUAAAUAAGGGAUUAUGGAACGCCACUUUUACUCCCUCUACAAAGAUGCAGUACACAAUGAGCAGAGAGAUGCUAGCCUCUAGACCUCAAAGAACGAGCAGAGAGAAGUUCUCAUCGAGAUGGAGCCCCAUCGCACGCUGCAUUAGUCCUGCACAUUCAGGAAUCACAGGGGUUGCCCAUGAGGACGCUCCAUUUGUUACUCUGAUGGACAUCCUGACCUGUCGCAAUGUGACUGCUAAAUUCAGGUGUGUUGUUCGGUUCGUACAAGUGUUUCCCCGAGAUGUCGGAAAAUUCCACGAUAUCAACGGAAAUUUCAAAUUGCUGGCGAUACUAGAAGAUGCAACCGCUAGAAUCCGCGCUUCUCUAUAUGCUGAUGAAGGGGACAAGUUUUUUGGGUGUGACCCAUCUGAUGAAGAGGCUCUGGUCAAGAAGCUGAACAUACUGUUGGGAGGUGACGAGAUGGAGGAAUUGCCAAGAGAUCCUCCGUUGGUGCAAUGUUGCUUGUUCUCAUUCUACACAAACAAAAUGGAUCAAUGGGGAAGCAGAAGAUUCCGGAUUUUUGAUACAUGGAUCAAUGCUUCACUAACUCAGAGACAUUCUUAA